AUGGACGAUUUGUCAUCAGGUUUGCCGUCAGACUAUAUCUACAAACUUCUUCAGUUUACACCGCGGCAACACCAUGAUGUCUAUCCCGCCAUCGAUCCUUCAAACCCGGAGCUGUCUUUGGCUGGCAAGGUGGUGUUGGUGACAGGCGCAAGCCGGGGCAUUGGCGCUAAUGGAAUUGUGCCUUCAUUGGCCAAAGCUGGUGCCGCGGGCAUUGUGCUUGUCGCGACCAACGCCGAGAAACUCAAGGCGGUUGAGCUCGCCGUCCGCGACAUCAACCCCAGCACGCGCGUCCUCGUUGCGGCUGCCGAUAUCAGCAACGAGCAGUCCGUUGCUUCUGUGUUCAAGAGCGCGACGGAAACAUUUGGCCGGGUCGACAUCUUGGUUCACAACGCCGGGGUCAUGAACCAGAUGAGCAAUAUCCACGAGGAAGACGCUACGGCGUUUUGGAAGCAAUACGAAAUCAACACCUUUGGAACGUUCCUCGUGGCCCAGUAUUUCAUCAAGUCUCUCCCCUCUCCGGAGUCGCCGGGGGUCAUCCUCUACAUCGGCACCGCGGCGUCGUGGGCAAGAAACUCCUCCUUCGCCGGCUACAGCGGCAGCAAGCUCGCGGCGCAGAAGCUCAUCAGCGACAUCGCCUCGGGCUACCCCAACAUCACGGCGAUCUCGGCAAGUCCCGGCCUGGUCGAGACGGACAUGCUCCAGCUCCGUGGCUUCGACGUCUCUACCCCACAGCUCGUUGGUGGCGCGGUCGUCUGGCUGAGCGGGGACAGGGCCAGGUUUCUCAGUGGCCGCGCGAUCUCCGUCGAAUGGGACCUCGAGGAUCUUGUGGCGAGAAAGGACGAGAUAGUGAAGGAGGACUUGCUCAUUAUGAGAAUGGCGGGAAAAUUCGGCCAUGAGCAGUUUGCUUGA
Messenger RNA from Colletotrichum higginsianum IMI 349063, 909 nucleotides. RefSeq names its product Short chain dehydrogenase reductase. Lineage: Eukaryota; Fungi; Ascomycota; Sordariomycetes; Glomerellales; Glomerellaceae. The coding region runs from base 1 to 909 and encodes 302 amino acids. Gene Ontology annotation, molecular function: oxidoreductase activity, acting on the CH-OH group of donors, NAD or NADP as acceptor. The record is from RefSeq and is a predicted model, not a curated record. The transcript has 4 exons.